AUGGCAGAGCAGUUCGCGAGUGACAACUAUGCCGGGAUCUGUCCCGAGGCAUUGGAGAUGAUGGUUAAGGCUAAUGCUGGUCACGAGAUCGCAUAUGGAGACGAUAGUUGGACAGCCAAGGCCGUUGAUACGAUCAAGAAAACUUUUGAAAAGGAGGAUAGCGAGGUCCAUUUCGUGUUCAAUGGCACAGCCGCUAACUCGCUGGUGCUGUCCAGUGUGUGUAGACCUUAUCAAGCGGUCAUUUGUGGAGAAUAUUCGCAUAUUGAGACCGAUGAAUGCAGUGCUCCAGGGUUCUUCUCAGGCGGUACUAAGAAUUUGAUUGCCAGAACGCCAGACGGAAAGUUGACUCCUGAACUGAUUGAACAGGUCGUUAAAAGAAGAGACGACGUGCACAGCGCUAAACCAAAAGCUGUAUCAAUUGCUCAGUCCACUGAGACUGGUCUUGUAUAUACUAUUGACGAGGUCAAGGCCAUUUCUAAAGUGUGUAAACAAUACGGACUCAAACUUCACAUGGACGGAGCUCGGUUUGCUAAUGCUUGUGCUGCUCUUAACUGUACAGCUGCUGAAAUCACAUGGAAAGCCGGUGUGGACGUUCUGUGUCUUGGAGGAAGCAAGAACGGCAUGGCUCUUGGCGAAGCAGUCAUUUUCUUCACCAAAAUCGAAAACGAGGAUUUCGAUGCCCGUAUUAAACAAGCCGGUCAAUUGGCUUCGAAAAUGCGGUUCCUGACUGCUCCCUGGAUAGGUAUGUUGACCAACGACGUUUGGCUGAAAAACGCCCGUCACUCGAACCAAUGUGCCCAAUAUUUUGCAUCGAAACUCCGCGACAUUCCCGAAAUCAAAAUCAUUCUCCCUGUCGAAGCCAAUGCAGUAUUCGCCUCAUUCCCACCAGCUCUCACCGAACAACUGCACUCUCUCCACUGGCACUUCUACGAAAUCAUCGAGAGCAGCAACCGGUUCAUGUUCGCAUGGGACUCCACCACCGCUCGCAUCGACGAGUUCGUCGCCGACAUCCGCCGUAUCCUCGCUAAAUAG
Sugiyamaella lignohabitans is the source of this 1032-nucleotide messenger RNA. It is a transcript of the gene GLY1, whose product is annotated as threonine aldolase GLY1. Gene Ontology annotation, molecular function: L-allo-threonine aldolase activity. The record is from RefSeq and is a predicted model, not a curated record. NCBI's taxonomy places the organism in Eukaryota, Fungi, Ascomycota, Dipodascomycetes, Dipodascales, Trichomonascaceae. The transcript has a single exon. The coding region runs from base 1 to 1032 and encodes 343 amino acids. Gene Ontology annotation, cellular component: cytosol. Gene Ontology annotation, biological process: L-threonine catabolic process; glycine biosynthetic process.